CAAAAAGCAGCCUUGCGCAAAGAGCUGCAAACGCACUUAUUUGUGCAUUCCGCACGAAAGAACGUGCGAAAACCCCGUGCUGGUUUGUUGCUAGCACCGGCCGGAGCUCAAAAGCAGCUGCACACACUUGCUCAAAAAGGCUGCCCAUUCGGGCCACCGGCAUCCAUGCUGGCCGCGUGGUGACCGCUGUCCAUCAAUGCGGCGAGUGAGAGGCUGCCCAACAUGAGGCUCCUCCUAUGGUUAGCCGCUGCGACGGCGACGGACGACCGCCGCCAGCUGUCAGCAAGAGACCGGCAGACGACGAAAGGACUCCUACCCAACGAUGUGGAGAGAACGCCGCAGCGCUGGGUCUUCGUACAUAUCCCAAAGGCCGCCGGCGCGUCGUUCAUGGUCGACGCGAGGCACUUCCUGACAAGACGCGACUCGAUCACGGGCUCCGAGGAGAAGGGCGCCUUCUCGCGGACGACGCUAAGGAAGCUCGAGAAUGGUGGUAGGAGGGCCGUCUUGCUGCGACGGCCGCUGCAGCUCGUCUAUUCGCAGUUCCUCUACUGUAAAAACGUUCUGAAAGGAAAAGUGAAGGACUUUCCCGGCCACGGCCAAUCAGAAGCAUGGGCUGGCGUGAAGGAGUGGAGCAAGGGUGCGACGAAGGUGACCGCGGAACGAGGGCCCUUCUGGAAGUGCUACGAUCCUCGCAAUAUACAAUUCCGCUUCGUCGUCGGCGAGGGCAGCGCUUUGACAAACAAGGGCGUGUCUUCCAAAAUAUCCGUGGCCGACGCGUCCAGAAAGCUCGACGGUGAGUUUGGGUUCGUGGGCUUCGUCGAGUUAUAUAGAGAGAGCUUAUGUUUGCUCGGCUGGCGCGCCACAAAGCAAGUGCCGUCCUACUGCCGCUGCGGCGCCGAGGGGCCGCUCUUCGGCGCGAAAUUUCCGCCCACUUCUACCACGCACCGCGAGGCCUACGAUUCAUCACUGGAUAAAGUGCCUUCAUCUGUCCAAGGUUCGCUGAAGAAGCUCGUGGACAGGGAUGAGCUGCUCUACCUCCACGGUUUAUUUGUCUUCGAGCGAGCCGUAAAAGAGACGGGGGCGCAGCUCGUCUGCCCCGGGAAGAUGGAGAGGCUCUGGACUACGGCCUUGCGCGACGCGUGCCGGCCAUCUACAUCACAGUAUAUCCGGGAGCACUACAACAAGUCCUGCCCCGUCGUACGCAAGUCCCUCUCCCAAAAAGCGCUCGACGUUGUUAGUGGGGUCGUGGAGCACGCCCUCGAGGUGCGAACUAGGAACGACCGCGCGAUGAGGCACCUGAAGCACGUAGCGAAGGCGCAUAGUUAAUAGAGGUUAAAGAGCCUAAACGACAGCGCGGCGCCGACGCCGGCCCCAAUCAGCGUGUUGAGGAAGUUGAUGAC
This is a messenger RNA of Pelagomonas calceolata, 1400 nucleotides long. NCBI's taxonomy places the organism in Eukaryota, Pelagophyceae, Pelagomonadales, Pelagomonadaceae. The record is from the annotation of a GenBank genome assembly.